AUGGCUUUGAAGGUGUUUGUUCAAAGCACUUUUGAUAAAAUGGUGCUUCUUGUGUUUUGUUUCUUCUCAAUAUUUUUAGUUAAUAAAGAUUUCUUACAUCUUGGAAUUCUAUCAACUACGCAUAGAGAGAUGCUGGAAAAGGUAAUAAAUGCCACUCUUCAAGCACUGAAUAGUAUAGACAUGUACAAUAAGAUAGUAAAACAGGUACCAGUGCUGUUGCCACCAAAACUUCUGACACAAGAACUCAGAAAAUUGCCUAAAUGGAGAUUAAUGGAGAAUGAAUUGGUUAGAGAUUAUAAGUUCAGAGAUUUUGAAGAGACAUGGAGUUUUUUGAACAAAGUUGCCAUGAGGUCACACUUAUGGGGCCAUCAUCCUACAAUUACUACUACCUACAACAGAGUUCAGUUCAGACUCACUACGCAUGAUGUAUCUGGUAUUUCCGAUGCUGAUAUCAUGAUGGCUUCUCGGAUUGAAAAAUACAUCAAACAAAUCGAUCCCAAGAAGGGCAUCCUAAUAGGGGAUAAAUAG
Molecule: messenger RNA, 528 nt
Organism: Kluyveromyces lactis
Lineage: Eukaryota; Fungi; Ascomycota; Saccharomycetes; Saccharomycetales; Saccharomycetaceae
Gene: MCO14
Product: 4a-hydroxytetrahydrobiopterin dehydratase
Exons: 1
Coding region: 1-528 (175 amino acids)
Biological process (GO): tetrahydrobiopterin biosynthetic process
Molecular function (GO): 4-alpha-hydroxytetrahydrobiopterin dehydratase activity
Source: RefSeq, a predicted model, not a curated record